Messenger RNA from Sitophilus oryzae (rice weevil), 1131 nucleotides. RefSeq names its product G patch domain-containing protein 11. The transcript is spliced from 3 exons. Gene Ontology annotation, molecular function: nucleic acid binding. Lineage: Eukaryota; Metazoa; Arthropoda; Insecta; Coleoptera; Curculionidae. The record is from RefSeq and is a predicted model, not a curated record. Gene Ontology annotation, cellular component: kinetochore. The coding region runs from base 129 to 1049 and encodes 306 amino acids.
CACUGACAGCUUUUAUUGGAAAAAUCAAAAUAAAAGUAGGUAUUUCUUUAAUAAGAAAAAGAAUUUAAAUACUAAAUUGAGAAGAAUCUAAAAAAUUAGGGAAUCAAAAAUGUCAGAAGACUCGGAAGAUGAUGAUUACAUGUCAUUUGUGGUGGUUGAUUGUGUAUAAAAUUACAAAUUCUAGUGAAGAUGUACGUCCUAGCCUGUUAGUUAACAGAGAAAAACGCAAACACGAGCUAUAUAAAAAGAAAUUCGACGCUCCUAAUAAGAAACAGAAAGGGCGUAGUGAUAUGGAAAGAGAAAAUAGAGAGAAAGGACUGGCUACAGCAAUAACUAGUGAUAAUAAAGGCUUUCAAAUGUUAGAAAAAAUGGGUUUUAAAUCUGGCGAGAGCCUGGGCAAAACCAACUGUGGUAUUAAAGAACCUAUUGACAUAGUACUAAAACAGGGAACAUCAGGUGUUGGGCGAGAAUCACACAUAAAAGAAAUAAUAGAAAGAGAAUAUAAGUUGAUAUCUGGUCAGAGCUUGGGAAAAUCAAGAAGCAGUAUUAAAGAACCUAUUGAUAUAGUACUAAAGCAGGGAACAUCAGGUGUUGGAAGGGAAUCUCACAUAAAAGAAAUGCUAUCAAGGAAACAACCUAAAAUUAAAAACCUGAAACAUUAUGAAACACAAUUCAGGCUUGCUAAUAAGGAACGAACAAAAAUAUCUCAAAUUAGAAAGGACUUUUUUAAAGCACAAAGAAUCUGUGAAGAAUUAGAUUAUAGAAUUAAUGUAAAAGAUCCUACUGAAGAUUUCUAUUGGACCAAAGCUACAAUAAAGAAACGACGGAAAAUGGAAAAGCAGUCAUCAGAAGAUACUGAUAGCAGUGAUGAGGAUGAUGAAGAUUUUGAGCAAUAUGUAACAGAAGAAAACUUAUUUGCAAUAAUUGAUUAUAUUAGGAGUAAACACCUUUAUUGCCUAUACUGUGUAAUUACUGGUAUAGAUAUAGAAGAUUUAAAAGAGAAUUGCCCAGGCCCCUACAGAAUUGAUCAUGACAAUGAAAUUGACUAAUUAUUUCCAAGAUUAUUUCAUUUGUUAAUAUUUUGUUCGUGUGAAUAAUUUGUUUGAGUUAACAAUAAAAACAUUACUUUCA